This is a messenger RNA of Balearica regulorum gibbericeps (East African grey crowned-crane), 975 nucleotides long. Lineage: Eukaryota; Metazoa; Chordata; Aves; Gruiformes; Gruidae. The record is from RefSeq and is a predicted model, not a curated record.
AAAACGGAGAUGCUUCAAAAAAAUAUUUCUUCCAACAGUGAGAAUGAAACACUACACAGAUCGCAAAAUUUGACCGACAGCAUGCAGAGUAUAACCCCAACAAAAAAGGCAAGCUCAACAAAAAAAGAAGCAUUCCCAACAACAGCUAAAAUCAGUUCUGUUACCGCAGUAAAACCACCUACAGCGAAAGGUGAUUCUCCACCGUAUGUUGUCUCUCAUGCGGUGACUGCUAGUCCUGUAUCUCAAAUGGAUGUUGAUGCUUCUGAAGAUACUAAAAUUGAGGAAGAAGAUCUUCUAAGAGAUUUGAAAGACAGGCUAAAUAGUUCACCGCCCAUCAUAAAAGAAACUAUGGAGUCAGAUGGAGAUGAUGACUUUCCUUAUGAAAUGACAUCAAAUUCCAGGUACAACCCAGACAUGCUAGAAGAUGAUGACUCUGACACUAUUAGUAAUUACAACGAGGAGAUCAAGUCCCUUGAUGAGAAGAUAAAAGAUGUUUCUGUCACAGGGUUGGAAGAAGAAGAAGAAGAUAGCCAUUUCUUUUUUCAUCUGGUUGUAGUUGCCUUCAUAGUAGCUGUUGUUUAUGUCACCUAUCACAAUAAGAGGAAGAUCUUCUUACUGGUCCAGAGUCGAAGGUGGAGGGAUGGCCUGUGCUCUAGGACCGUAGAAUAUCAUCGUUUAGAUCAAAAUGUUAACGAAGCAAUGCCUUCCCUGAAAAUAACUAAUGACUACGUAUUUUGAAAGCACUGUGAUUUGAGUUUGCUGAACUUAUCACUCUUUGCCUGGCUAGUCAUGUAAUGAUAUUCAGGUAUUCUAAAUAUGCUGCUUGUACUGAAAUGAGAUGUACUCUCUUUGACCUGGAUGUUUUUGAGAUUAAAUCUCAUGCAAGAUCAAGGGCAUGAUACAUCUGUUUGCUACUUUGGUCAGGUUUUAUAUCAACUAUAAAGAACAGAGUUUAAUAAUUAGUGCUCUUUCCAU